CAGGUGGGAGAGGUCUGCCAACAGCUGCACGCAGCCAUGAGCCAGGCACCGGUGAAAGAGAACAUCCCCUACUCCUGGGCCAGCUUGGCCUGCGUGAAGGCCCACCACUGCGCGGCCUUGGCCCACUACUUCACUGCCAUCCUCCUCAUCGACCACCAGGUGAAGCCAGGCACGGAUCUGGACCACAAGGAGAAGUGCCUGUCCCAGCUCUACGACCACAUGCCAGAGAGGCUGACACCCUUGGCCACACUGAAGAAUGAUCAGCAGCGCCGACAGCUGGGUGCAUGUCCCUCUGCACCCAGAUGUGGGUCCCACUUGGUGCCCAGCUGGUCCUGCUCACAGACAGCCACAGAGAGGUCCCUGAAGAGGGCCUGGGAGAGGGGGGUGUUCCAAGUCAUCGUGGCCACUUUGGGUUCGGAAGUCAUGAGGCACAGUCCUGAGCCUCAGAGGGCUUCCCAGGCUGUGUUCUCAUGGGGUCCAUAG
This is a messenger RNA of Pan troglodytes (chimpanzee), 483 nucleotides long. RefSeq names its product rhophilin-2-like. The record is from RefSeq and is a predicted model, not a curated record. Gene Ontology annotation, biological process: negative regulation of stress fiber assembly. The transcript has 2 exons. The coding region runs from base 37 to 483 and encodes 148 amino acids. Lineage: Eukaryota; Metazoa; Chordata; Mammalia; Primates; Hominidae.